AUGACCGUUCACCCCUACCUAGCAUAUUCCCACAGCACCCCCAACAUGGUUUCCGCCGCAACGGCGACGACGACUGUGAAUCUUGAACGGGCCGCCCUGCAUGAAUUUAUCAUGCAACCGGUGUCGAGGGAGAUGGUUGCGCACCUGGCUGAGCAGGCCUCUCAGGUCAUCCGCUGCGAACCGCAUGUGACGGCACAACAUGCCCACGGCCAGCCGACACCACCCAGCACACCUCCCAUGGAUGCGACGCUACCACCGCUCCCCUCGGUUGAAACGUUCAUCGCUUCCCUAGUCGCUCGAUCACAGGUUCAGGUGCCCACGUUGAUGACCUCGCUAGUGUAUCUGGCUCGACUGCGCUCCCGUCUUCCUCCGGUGGCCAAGGGCAUGCGCUGCACCGUCCACCGCAUCUUCCUCGCCUCGCUCAUCCUUGCGGCCAAGAACUUGAACGACUCGAGCCCGAAGAACAAGCACUGGGCCCGGUAUACGGCCGUCAAGGGCUACGAUGGAUUCGCCUUUCCCCUGCCCGAGGUUAACCUCAUGGAGCGCCAGCUGCUAUUCCUGCUCGACUGGGACACGCGCGUCACUGAAGCGGACCUGCUGCAGCACCUGGAGCCCUUUCUGGCCCCGAUCCGCCAGCGGUACCAGCAACAGCAGCUUCAACAGCGUGAAGUUGAGCGUCGCCAAUCUAGAGACUGGCGUCGCUUCCACUCCUCCACGGAUUUGUUGACCUCGCGUCUCCGCCGUCAGAAACUGGAUGCUCGCCGACAAGUGGUGGAUGCAGCUUAUCAGCCCGCCGACCGCCGAAUGAUACCUGCCAGCCCUGCCUCAUCUGUCUCCCUGUCAUCCCUUUCUUCUGUCUCGUCCGUGUCGAGCUCACAGAGUGCCUCUCCAGCCCCCUCCCUUCCGGAGGCUGGGGCCGACCGUUAUCACCCAUACCCGACUGGCCGCCGGCGCCCUACCUCUCGCGGCCGGAUGUCAGGCUCUCCCCCGGGCAUGCAGGAAGUGCCCGGGCUAACCCGUGCUGACACUGCUGCUUCGUUGAGCUCGCGGGCCUCCAGCCUGGCGCCCAGUUCGCGGGCAGCGACUCCGGCUAGCCUCCGAACCUCCAGCUCCAUCAACAGCUUCGAGGAAUCUAUGUCCGUGCAGGUGAUGGAUGUCGGUCGCAGUCCCUCCUCAUCGUUCCUUGGCGAUAGAUUACCACUGGAGGAGUGCCUGGGGGCGACGCAGCCCAGCAAGAAGAUGCGUGUCGGGUAUUCUGGACACACAGCCCAUCCCCACGGCCCCGCCCACCCGGUCACGGUCGGUGGUCACGGGUUCGUGGCGCGCUUUCUCGCCACGGCGGCGGGGUCGUACAUGGGCAGUCGUCGACACUAA
Aspergillus homomorphus CBS 101889 is the source of this 1374-nucleotide messenger RNA. RefSeq names its product cyclin family protein. The transcript has a single exon. Bases 1 to 1374 code for a protein of 457 amino acids. Gene Ontology annotation, molecular function: cyclin-dependent protein serine/threonine kinase regulator activity; protein kinase binding. Gene Ontology annotation, cellular component: cyclin-dependent protein kinase holoenzyme complex; nucleus. Lineage: Eukaryota; Fungi; Ascomycota; Eurotiomycetes; Eurotiales; Aspergillaceae. The record is from RefSeq and is a predicted model, not a curated record. Gene Ontology annotation, biological process: regulation of cyclin-dependent protein serine/threonine kinase activity.